AUGUGAGCCAUGACCCAUUAAGUAUAAGUGAAUUCUCCUCAGUUUAGCUUCUGCUGCAACAAAUAUUCAGAGAUGACAAAACUUCAAGUAGUAUCAACAUGUGUAAUUAGGUCCCAAAAAUCCAUAGAAAAAAAAAUCCAGUUAACUCCAUGGGACCUUCAACUCCUCACAGGGGAUUCUAUCCAAAAAGGAUUAUUUUUUCAUAAACCAAAUCUUCAGCAACAUAGAGAGUUGGCAAAAUCAUCAUCAGAAAUUAUCAAUCGCCUAAAAAUUUCACUCUCUGAUACUCUAAAUCAUUUUCCUCUCCUCGCAGGUCGACUUGUUGCUAGUAAAAACAGUGAUGACACCUUAUCUUUCUUUGUUGAUUGCAACAAUGAAGGAGCUGAAUUCACUUAUGUCACUGCACCUGAUUUGACUGUGGCUGAUAUCUUGGAACAAACUUACAUGCCAAAGAUUGUCAAGUCUUUCUUUCCACUCAAUGGAGUACGCAACUAUGAAGGUGUUUCGAAACCAUUGUUGGCCGUGCAAGUCACUGAGCUAGUGGACGGAUUCUUCAUUGGUUGCACUAUCAAUCAUUGUGUAGCGGAUGGGACUUCAUUUUGGCAUUUCUUCAAUUGUUGGUCUGAAAUAGCGCGCAAUGGCGAUUCCAAUCUUAUUGUUAAUAAACCGCCGGUUCUGGACCGUUGGUUUCCUGAAUUUGUUGCUAGUCCAAUUCAUGUACCUUUAUCUAAGGAACAUGUCCAUGAUGAAUUUGAUCUACCUUUGUUAGAAGAAAGAGUUUUCCAUUUUAGCAAGGAGAACAUAGCUCAACUCAAAGCCAAAGACAAUUCUGAAUAUGGAAACCACCAAAAGAUUUGUAUCUCUUCAUUACAAGCCGUUUUGGCUCAUCUGUGGCAAUCUGUUAUCCGUUGCCGUUGUGGUACGAACGCUGACGAAAAAUUUAGUUUCAAAUUACUUAUAGGUGCAAGGCCAAGGCUUCAGCCGCAUUUACCUGAAAGCUAUUUCGGAAAUGCUGUGCAUUUUGUGAACGUGACAACCACCGCUAGGGAGAUGUUGGAGCAUGAUUCAGGUUGGGCUGCUUUGCAAAUGAAUAAGGUGGUAUCCACCCAAACCCAUGAAGAGGUUAUGAAUUUUUAUCAAAGUUGGGUGAAGAAUCCAAAGAUAGUGAAAAAGAGUGAAGUGGUUGCUAAUAGCUUGAUUGCUAGCAGCUCGCCGCGCUUCCAUGUGUACGUUAAUGACUUUGGAUCGGGGAGACCCGUUGCGGUGAGAAGUGGCGCUGGCAACAAACAUGAUGGGAAAAUGACAAUCUUUUGUGGUGCAGAACAAGGAAGUAUCGACAUUGAAGCUUGUUUGACCCCUGAAACUUUGCAUGCCAUGGGACAGGAUACUAAAUUCAUGGGAGCUGUUAGUAAAAUUGAGAUCGUUUAAGCUAAUUACUUUAUUAUGUUUAUGGGGAUGGUUUAAUUUGAACUUCUUAUCACGAUUUGUUAAUGGAUUAUCUGUAUGGUGAUG
Messenger RNA from Solanum verrucosum, 1512 nucleotides. RefSeq lists its product as uncharacterized. The transcript has 3 exons. The record is from RefSeq and is a predicted model, not a curated record. The coding region runs from base 73 to 1428 and encodes 451 amino acids. Lineage: Eukaryota; Viridiplantae; Streptophyta; Magnoliopsida; Solanales; Solanaceae.